This is a messenger RNA of Brassica rapa (field mustard), 2120 nucleotides long. RefSeq lists its product as uncharacterized. Lineage: Eukaryota; Viridiplantae; Streptophyta; Magnoliopsida; Brassicales; Brassicaceae. The record is from RefSeq and is a predicted model, not a curated record.
AAAAUGCCACCUCACGUCUGCUUUAAUCGACACAAGAAAAAUAUUGGAUCAUUGGUGUGAGCAAAUAAUAAUUCUUCAUGGCCCAUUUCAGGCCUACCUCUCUCAGACCUAAUAUUCAACUAAACAAAAAGUCACUCUUUCACCUUCCACUACUUCAUAUAUCCAUUUUUUAUCUUUGGAAUUCUGAAACAGUCCGAUGAGAACCACUUCUCAGAUUUCCAAAACUCACUAUAUAAUAUCCACAGCCUUCUUCCACUUCCUUCGUAUUCCAACUUAAUUCCACACUCCAGCGACAAAGAGGCAGACUCUUACUCUUCUCCUUCCUCACUGCAACUUUAUUAAUCUCCUUGCUUUAGCCUUUUACCUCUCAAGUCAUUUUACCAUUUCUUCUAACCAUCGGCUCUCACCUGAUUUCCUUAGCUAAUUAAUUUAUUACGUUUACAGCAGCUCACCCUUGGAGAGCAACCGAUGGAGAGUGUGAAGAGGGAGACAUCAAAAAAAUGUAAACGAGUUUUAAGAGAGCAAAAAAGCGACGGAGUAAGCGAUGGGGCUUUUGUUUCUUGGUUUUGUGUUCUGGUCAGAGAAGCACAUAAAAGAAAGCCAACAUCGUUCUUUUUUUAGUGUAAAGCCAACGCCACUCAACUCUGGUACUUAGUCCGAUGGGAUCUCCGCCGCAUUCUCAAUCAUCCAUGGGCCGCUACUCACGAGAAUCCUCCUCAACCCGAUUCUCCGGGUCUUUGAAACCCGGGUCUCGGAAAGUCAACGACGGCUCAAAGCGGAAAGGACACGGCGGAGAGAAGCAGUGGAAAGAGUGUGCGAUGAUCGAAGAAGAAGGGUUGUUAGAUGACGGCGAGAGAGAUCGUGGCAUGCCUCGUGGGUACUAUGUCUUGGCCUUCAUCGUUGGGUUCUUCAUACUCUUUGGUCUCUUCUCUUUGAUUCUGUACGGAGCUGCUAAACCUCAGAAACCGAAGAUAACUGUCAAGAGUAUAACAUUCGAGACGCUCAAGAUCCAAGCUGGUCAAGAUGCUGGUGGUGUAGGAACAGACAUGAUCACCAUGAACGCGACUCUGAGUGUUUCGAUUUAGGCAAACAUCGUUCUUAUUCAGGUCAUUCUUCCUCUUACAUAUCUGCUGUAGUGUUUCGAUUUUAAUUGUCAUACCUGCCUUAAGUAUUGACAUAUCUGAUGCUCUACCUGUGGACUCUGGAGUAAAGUCCUGUUAUGUAGUGAUCUAUGAUGUUCUCCCUUGAUUAUUGCAUAUUAAAAAAAAUGAUUACCAUACAAUAUGAAUGCAAGUAUCUCCAAUCAUUUUUUUUACAUACAUGAAUACAGGAACAUAUAUUACUUCUGUCAAGCACCAAGAGAGGACUACUUUCAGCGAGCCAAGCCUUACAAAGAUCAUCCUACCACUGCAAGGUAUCCUCUUUUUCAUAUUGGUGCACCUUUGAUACUUAGAUUGUGGUUUUUUGUACUUUCAUCAACACGGGAGAUGUCAUCUGGAGAUGUUUCCGUUAUAUAGUUGUGCUUGAAUGGUUGGAUAUGGGUUACUAACACAUGAUGCAGAAGCUGGCAAAGGAUCUGAGUGUAGUGAUGCCGGUUAGCUUUUUUUGAGUAGGCAAAUUAACGCACUUACAACUCUAUUGACAUUAUUGACUCUGAUGGAACUAACCUCGGGAUUUAUAGGAAGUCGCAUACCCCUGAUGGACCAGGUGAAUCAAGUUUGGGGUUAGAAACCCCUCGACUUUCUUUUGAUGAUAUAUUUUCUAUUCUUUAGGUUAAGAGAAAUAUUUUUUCAAUCAUGGUGACACUGGCUUUAAAGUAGUUUCUGAGUAGAAGAAUCUCCGAAUUAAACAUUUUCUUACUUUAUCAUUGCUAUUUGGUUAACAUGUAUAAGCGAAAUUUUCUUGCUUAGCUUUUUCGUGUGAUUUAUAAGUAGACAAAAUCAUAACUGAAGUAUUGGUGCAAUGUUUUAUUCAGCUAUAUGUUGGGAUCAAUGGUUUCCCGAGGCAGCUAUACUGUUUUAUCCCACUGCCAUUGGCUCUGAACCUCAAGACCAGGGAUUGGAUUCGGGGUGAUCAUUGGAGGAGCCUUUCCUGCUAGAGCUAAUGUAGUGAGCUAUUAG